This is a messenger RNA of Ipomoea nil (Japanese morning glory), 675 nucleotides long. RefSeq lists its product as uncharacterized. The record is from RefSeq and is a predicted model, not a curated record. The coding region runs from base 1 to 675 and encodes 224 amino acids. The transcript has 2 exons. Lineage: Eukaryota; Viridiplantae; Streptophyta; Magnoliopsida; Solanales; Convolvulaceae.
AUGGCACCGAAGGGAACACCACUUCCAGCCCCUGCUAAGGCCAAGGGCAAGAAAACUCCUUCAGCUCCUAUCCUAGAUCCUGUUCCAGCUCCAACCUAUGUUACAGCACCAGUUCCUACUCCAAUACCAGAAGAUAGCUCUUUUGACGUUCCCCUAACCGAGGUGGUCCGCCUAGCCCAAGAACGUAAGCGCAAACAAUUCAAGGGCACCUUGAGUCAAACAGAAAAGACCCAAUCGGCACCCCAACCUCCAAGGAAAAAGAAGAAGAAAUCUAAGCAACAAAGUGGCUAUGGUGCAACCAGGCCAAAAAGGGUAGCCGAGGGGAGAAAUUCGGUUAGGGAAGACGACGAGUCUCGCGUGAACAAUGUUUCAGACUUUGUUAAAACUCCAACCCUCCAACAAAAACCUAUGCAAGUAGAAGAGGUGACGAGUGCAAACGCCUCUGAUAUUAUUGCUAAGAUCGCUCGUGAAACUAGCAAGAAUGUAGAGGAUCUAGCCACAGUCGAGGACCUGGUCCGCUCGAGAAGUCCUAUCAAUGUUGAUGUCGAGUUGGCACAACAGUUGGCCAAUGAAGAUCAAACUAAGGCCAAUAUUUCAAUUGGCGAGGCAAGUGAGCUAUCAACAAAUGAAGACCUACUAGCCGAGCUAUUAAGGGUCACUACAUGGAAAAAGUAG